Thermothelomyces thermophilus ATCC 42464 is the source of this 1658-nucleotide messenger RNA. RefSeq lists its product as uncharacterized. The record is from RefSeq and is a predicted model, not a curated record. Bases 102 to 1328 code for a protein of 408 amino acids. Gene Ontology annotation, molecular function: ATP binding; ATP-dependent DNA damage sensor activity; mismatched DNA binding. Gene Ontology annotation, cellular component: MutLalpha complex. Gene Ontology annotation, biological process: mismatch repair. Lineage: Eukaryota; Fungi; Ascomycota; Sordariomycetes; Sordariales; Chaetomiaceae. The transcript has a single exon.
AAGAUAAUGCUAUCUCACCUACCACCCGCACCUCCCACGUUUUAACGGCAUACUUUGUUCCAUUCGCCGUGCUAUUAUCUUUAAGUCCAGUACCUCACGAGAUGCCGAUAUUACCUUUAACGGAAAGCACUGCCAGGCGUCUAGGCUCGACUCUGGCCAUCACCAGCCCGGUGCUCUUGCUUAAGGAGCUCUUGGACAAUGCAAUUGACGCAGACGCAACAUCUAUGGAUGUUCUGGUAGCGCCUAACACAGUCGACAGAAUCGAAGUCAGAGAUAACGGCCACGGUAUCAGCCCCGAAGAUUUUGAUGGCCUCGGCCGCCCCGGCCACACAAGCAAGCUCAGGUUCUUGGAAGAACUUGACACGCUAGGAGGAAGAACGCUAGGAUUUCGGGGUGUUGCGUUGGCGAGCAUUAACGCUUUAGCGGACGUUUCUAUAACGACUCGAGUGGCGACGGAACAUGUUGCAACAGUCAUAUCCCUCGCGAAGGGAGGAGGCGUUGCCACUCGGCGUCACGCUGCCUCACCCGUCGGCACCGUCGUUCGUGUGGCGAGCUUGUUCUCGAAUCUACCCGUUAGGCAACGUGCUGCCCUCAAAGAUGCACAGAAGAGUUUGGACAGAAUGAGGGAUCUUCUGCGAGCCUAUGCGCUUACGAGACCAUCCAUCAGGUUGCGGUUCACUGUGUUGCAAAACCCUGGCCUAUCAUGGUCCUACCCCCCAGCCGUCAACGGGGGUGUCAAAGAAGCUGCGCUGCAGCUGUUCGGAAUGGACUUAGCGUCUCAGUGCACGUUUCUAACGUUCCCAGGCGAACAUUCCGAGAGAGAUGAUGGCUAUUCGAACUUCCAGGAUGACACUGAAUGCUCAACUAGGCAAGAAGGAGGCGCAAUAUUUGAAGCUCUCUUGCCUGGAGCUACAGCCGAUCCACUAAAGGUUUCUAAAGGAGCGUUUGUCUCUGUGGACGGACGACCGAUCUCGACAGCACUAGGGACGGCAAAAAAACUCGUUUACGUUUUCAGAAGGUGCUUUGAGGACCAUUUUGCCACUACUGCCUCGAGGAAUCCGCCCAGAGACCCCUUCAUAACGUUGAACAUUCGCUGUCCGCCGGGAGCCUACGAUGUAAACAUCGAACCGUCAAAGGAGGACGUCAUCUUCAAGGAGGAGGAUAGGAUUGUUGGCCAACUCGAGUCGUUCCUAUCACGAAUCUACCCUCCCUCUGCCCCCCAUGGCUCAAAACAAUCCGCUAGGGCCGACGUCGGACCAAGUGCUAAAGCAGGUGCCGAGCGAAGCUCAGAGGGUUCCCUCCGAAGCCUGCCGCCACAGGUACGGUGACAUUCAUGCACAACCCACCAGCCUCUUACUGACAUCCUAAGACUGCGACUCAGACAUGGAUAGUUGACAUGUCUGCGGGACUCGACGGAGAGAGCGAAAGUGAGGCCGAUAGCUACGGCAAUGAUGGCUCACAAUGCACGCAACGGCGAGUUCAGGACGACGCGGACAAGGAACCCCUUGAGUCGUCUUCGAAGGAGGGUCUAAAUCCGUGGUCUAUCGCGAAACUCGCGAGAACAAAGAGAAAGGGUGAACUGACGAUCGAAGGAGUUGUACAAGGAAACCAUCACAGAGCUCACACUGAAAUUCCAGGGGGCGGUUCCAUGAACUCAA